Mizuhopecten yessoensis (Yesso scallop) is the source of this 2155-nucleotide messenger RNA. Its product is annotated as profilin-like. The coding region runs from base 130 to 552 and encodes 140 amino acids. The record is from RefSeq and is a predicted model, not a curated record. Gene Ontology annotation, cellular component: cell cortex. Gene Ontology annotation, molecular function: actin monomer binding. Lineage: Eukaryota; Metazoa; Mollusca; Bivalvia; Pectinida; Pectinidae. The transcript has 2 exons.
UUUUGGAGACAUGAGCAAUAGGCGGCGCUCUACCGGAACUUACUAAGGUGAGGCGGAACUGACAGGUAGGACACCGAAGAGAAGACUUUAUACCGGCCAGAAACAAGCCUAUACUCUUUCGCUGUCGCUAUGUCUUGGGAUUCUUACAUUGACAACCUUCGCGCCUACAGUAAGGACAACGGCGGAGGAAUCAACGCUGACCGCGCAUGUAUCAUUGGUCUGGAAGGUGGUGCCAAAUGGACAACGGACGGACAUCCAAACGCCUUCAAAUUAGAACAGCAGGAGUGUGCUGACAUUGCUUCUGCUUUUAAAAGCAGGGAUUUCUUAGCAUUCCAAUCCAAUGGAAUAUACGUAGAGGGAACGAAAUACCAGUUUCUGAGAGAAGAGGACGGUAAAACAGUCAUGGCGAAAAAGAAAGACCAGGGAUCUAUGACGUUACAGGCUUCUAAAACUGCUGUGGUGAUCGGCCAUUGUCCAGAGGGCGGUCAACAAGGUAAUCUCAACAAAGCUGUGAUGGCCAUAGCAGAAUAUCUUGAGAGUAUGAACAUGUGACGUCAUAGAACUCCAACAUAUAAACUGCUUCAUUGCGAACGUAAAAACAAUAAGGAGGGAAUUGUAAAAGCCAUUGGUAGAUUUUCAUACGAACUCAAGAACGUCAACUGAAGCAUUAAAUCCAAUUAAAACCUGCGAUUGGAUAAAAUUAUCACGUGAUAUACACUCGCCGAUUUUCUAUGGAUGGACCAACAUAUUAGUGUAUUAUUGUAUAAGGUAUGGAACAUCGCGACCAAUCAAAUUCUACUAUUCAAAAAGACAUGUGAUCAUAUGAAGUCCUCUUAUUAAUAUACGACCAAUCAAAAGCCGCAGCACAAAGAUUGGAAUGACGUCAUUGACAAUAUAUUUAUAACUGACACAUGUGACCAACACUAGACCCUUUGCACCAUGGGUAAUUUUAAAAGCAUGCCGAAACCUAGCGGAAUCUCCCAUCGGAAAUAUUAUUACGAACGACAUACCAAUGCCCAUCACAACUUCAGCAGAAAAAUGUCCACAUUGACCUUUUUGUGAUCAUAUGGAUUGUAUUCUGUAUGGAAUCGGAGCUUUUAAAAUGGCUCAUAUCUUAGGACGUCUUUAAUGAUAUGCUUCUCUCAGUCAAUCUGUAUUUAUCCGAAUGUCGCGUUAAACCAUAUUAGUUUGAUAAACUAAUAUGAACAUAGAAAUAUUUUUGUCGUUUUCAACAUAUAGUGCAAUCAUCUUGUAGUAUCUCUUGUAGAAAUAUAGGUAUUCAUAAUGAAUGUAGCACAUUUACGGAAACUGUUAGAUUAUGUAAGAGUCGCAAUCAAAAUUUAUAUAACACUUGUAUUGAGUUAUAUAUGAUGAUGCCCUGUGGAUCGAUUUUCAGUGAAGGGCACCUGCCUUGUGAAACAUUGCUGUUUUACUGCAGGACACGUGACUUACGAGUCUGGUGAUCAUUCCUCAAUUUUAUUAUUGGCAGGGUUUCUCAACUAUAGGAACUACGUGUAUAUGUAAUUAGUAACGGAAUGUAAUAAAUGCAAACACCUCGGCAAAUUCCGACAAAGAUCGUUACGAUUUCGUAGCUUUCCGGAAUUUUCCGAAAUGUUCCAAUUACCUUUGUCUAACAAAUAGGUUGCAUCAUUCAUAUUGAUACCAUUUAUAAAAGAACUUUAUUAUAAAGAGAAAAAAACACCUGAAAGAAGUCAGAACAUUUUUUCGGCAACCACCUUAUCGACAAUUUCUCCCAGAUUGCAUUGCAGUCUCCUCUAGCGUAGCACAAGGAACCCAAAAUCGGUACUUUUCGCACUUUUCCGUUAUUUCACGGAAAUUGCCGAGCAUGGUCCGAUGGAGGAAACCAUGGGAGAAAUUGGCUUAUUCAUAACAUCAACAUAGAUCUAUAUUAUCUUGCAUGACGCACUUACAAAUUUAGAUAGUUUGAGAUUCGUUUCGCUUCUAAUGGUAGAUAUCUAAAACGACGUAUGCAUGUGUUAGCGCGUGAAUCUGCUGGUCAGUGUUGUGCAAUUGUCAGUCUUGAGGUCAGUAGGGGUCAAGGCCAAGGUCACUUAAUUGGGUGUAGAGCAUACGAUACACAGUGAUAAGUUUUGCUUUCAAGAAAUAAAAUAAAACAAUCGAUGAGAGAAAAAUA